UCUUAUAUAAUAUGGGGUUUCACAGGGCACUGAUGUAGAAGUAUUCUUGAGGCAGACUCGUAUUACUUGUUGUAGAGCUGGUUCUCACUUUGCUGUGGGGUGUAGAGCUGCUCUCACACGGGUGAUCUGUGGCCCUAUUUGAGUGAAUUUUGGAAGGUGUACAGGAUGGUUCCAAACAAGGAAGGGGAUGAACUUGUUUUCUUUGUGAAUGGUAAAAAGGUGGUGGAAAAAGAUGUGGACCCAGAAACAACUCUGCUAACCUACCUACGAAGAAAAUUGGGCCUAUGUGGAACCAAAUUAGGCUGUGGAGAAGGUGGAUGUGGUGCUUGCACUGUUAUGAUAUCCAAAUAUGAUCCCUUUCGGAAGAAAAUCAUCCACCAUACUGCCAAUGCUUGCCUCUUCCCUGUCUGUGCCCUGCAUCAUGUAGCUGUAACUACUGUUGAAGGCAUAGGAAAUACAAAAUCCAGGCUGCACCCAGCCCAGGAGAGAAUAGCAAAAAGUCAUGGGUCCCAAUGUGGCUUUUGCACUCCAGGCAUUGUCAUGUCCAUGUAUACAUUGCUCCGGAACCAACCUGAGCCCAAAAUGGAGAACAUAGAAGAUGCUUUCCAAGGGAACUUGUGUCGGUGUACAGGGUACAGACCCAUUCUGGAAGGAUACAGGACAUUUGCUAAAGACUUGAACUGCUGUGGCAGAGUAGCCGGUGGCACUGGAUGCUGUCUUAGUGAGAAGGAAAAUAGCACAAAUGGCAGCUGCUGUAGCAGAAAUGCCAGUAGUCCAGGCUGCUGCAUGAAUGGAAAAGAAGACAAUGUGACAAUUAUAUCCUCCAGCCUGUUCAAUUCUUCUGAGUUUCAGCCAUUGGACCCUACGCAGGAGCCAAUCUUCCCUCCAGAAUUAAUGACUCAGAGUAAUAAACAGCAGAAACAGUUGUGUUUCAAAGGCGAGCGUGUGAUGUGGAUCCAGCCUACAACUCUCAAGGAACUGGUGGCUCUUAAAUCCCAGUACCCCAAUGCCAAGCUUGUUGUGGGGAACACAGAAGUGGGUAUUGAGAUGAGGUUAAAGAACAUGUUGUAUCCAGUGAUAAUAGCACCAGCCUGGAUCUCUGAAAUGAAUGCUGUUCAGCACUCUGAAACAGGGAUCAUCUUUGGUGCUGCCUGUACCCUGAGCUCAAUAGAGGAGGUCCUGAAAAAAGCAGUGGCAGAGCUUCCUCCUUACAAAACAGAGGUCUUCCAGGCUGUCCUCGAACAGCUGCGCUGGUUUGCAGGGCCACAGAUAAGGAAUGUUGCAGCUCUUGGUGGAAACAUAAUGACAGCAAGCCCAAUUUCUGACCUAAAUCCUGUGUUAAUGGCAAGUGGAAGCAAACUGACUCUGGUAUCAAAUGAGGGCAAGAGGACUAUCACUAUGGAUGAGAAGUUUUUCACUGGAUACAGAAAGACAAUAGUUAAGCCUGCAGAAAUACUGCUCUCUGUUGAAAUACCUUACAGCAAGAAGGGUGAAUACUUCUCAGCUUUCAAGCAGGCUUCCCGUCGGGAGGAUGACAUUGCUAUUGUGACCUGUGGGAUGAGAGUCCUGUUCCAAGAUGCCACUAGCCGGGUGCAGGAAAUAAAACUAAGCUAUGGAGGAAUGGCUCCUACAACCAUUCUGGCACUAAAAACUUGCCAGGAGCUCACUGGCAGAGACUGGAAUGAGAAGCUGCUGCAGGAUGCCUGCCACUUACUGGCAAAUGAGAUGAAUCUCUCUCCUUCUGCACCUGGUGGGAUGGUGGAUUUCCGACGCACUCUCACACUGAGCUUCUUCUUCAAGUUCUACCUGACUGUCCUUCAGAAACUAAGCAAGAACCACAGUGGCCCUAACAACGUGUGUGAGCCUGUUCCCUCCAACUACAUCAGUGCUACAGAGCUGUUUCACAAAGAUCCCAUUGCAAAUGCCCAACUCUUCCAAGAAGUGCCCAAGGGACAGGCAGUUGAAGAUAUGGUGGGCCGGCCUUUGAUGCAUGUUUCAGCAGCCAAACAAGCAUGCGGAGAAGCUAUUUACUGUGAUGACAUCCCUCACUAUGAGAAUGAGCUGUACCUGACGCUGGUGACCAGCACCAAAGCCCACGCUAAAAUCCUUUCUAUGGACAUCUCUGAAGCCCAGAGCGUUCCUGGUUUUGUGUGUUUUGUCUCCGCCAAGGAUGUUCCUGGCAGUAACAUCACUGGCAUUGCUAAUGAUGAAACUGUCUUCGCUGAAGAUGUGGUCACUUGUGUUGGUCAUAUCAUUGCUGCGGUUCUUGCAGACACACAAGAACAUUCCAGAAGAGCGGCUAAGGCUGUGAAGAUUAAGUAUGAAGAGCUCAAACCUAUUGUCACAAUUCAGGAAGCUAUUGAGAAAAAAUCUUUUCUUAAGUCUGUAAAGAGGAUUAAUAAGGGAGAUGUGAAGAAAGGAUUUGAAGAAUCUGAUCACAUUUUGGAAGGAGAGAUGUACCUUGGUGGACAGGAACAUUUCUAUCUGGAAACUCACUGUACUCUGGCUGUGCCAAAGGGGGAAGACGGUGAGAUGGAACUCUUUGUGUCAACCCAAAACCCAAUGAAGACACAGGAGUUUACUGCUAAUGCAUUGGGAGUCCCAUCAAAUCGAAUUGUGGUUCGAGUGAAAAGAAUGGGAGGAGGAUUUGGAGGAAAAGAGACUAGGAAUACGAUUUUGACAACUGCAGUGGCUGUCGCAGCCUUCAAAGCUGGCCGCCCAGUAAGGUGCAUGCUGGAUCGAGAUGAGGACAUGCUGAUAAGUGGUGGGAGACAUCCCUUCUUGGGGAGAUACAAGGUUGGUUUCAUGAAGAAUGGGAAAGUCAAGAGUCUGGAGGUGUCAUACUACAGCAAUGGGGGCAACUCUAUAGACCUCUCUCAUGGUGUUAUGGACAGAGCCCUGUUACAUUUGGAUAACUCCUACAACAUCCCUAAUGUCAGUAGUGUGGGAAUUGUUUGUAAGACAAACCUACCUUCCAAUACAGCCUUCCGUGGCUUUGGAGGGCCCCAAGGAAUGAUGAUUGCUGAGUGCUGGAUGAGUGACCUUGCUCGGAAGUGUGGCCUGCCACCUGAGGAGGUGCGAAAGCUCAAUCUGUACAAUGAAGGAGACCUGACUCAUUUUAACCAAAAGCUGGAGGGAUUUACUCUACGAAGAUGCUGGGAUGAAUGUUUGUCAAGCUCUAACUAUCAUGCCAGGAAGAAACUAAUUGAAGAAUUCAACAAGCAGAAUCGCUGGAAGAAGCGAGGGAUGUGCAUCAUUCCUACCAAAUUUGGCAUCAGUUUCACCGUCCCAUUCCUAAACCAGGCUGGAGCUCUGGUCCAUGUGUAUACAGAUGGCUCUGUGUUACUAACACAUGGGGGGACUGAGAUGGGUCAAGGACUUCAUACCAAAAUGAUUCAGGUUGCUAGCAGGUCACUGGGAAUCCCCACCUCCAAAAUUUACAUCAGUGAGACCAGCACAAACACUGUCCCAAAUACCUCCCCAACAGCCGCAUCUGUCAGCGCAGACAUCAAUGGAAUGGCUGUCCAUAAUGCAUGUCACGUUAUCUUAAAAAGGCUUGAGCCGAUCAAACAGUCUAAUCCCAAAGGAUCCUGGGAAGACUGGAUUAAAGCUGCCUAUGAGGACUGUGUUAGUCUGUCGGCCACAGGAUUUUAUAGAAUUCCUGACCUUGGCUAUGACUUUGAAAAGAACGAAGGAAAACCAUUCUGCUAUUUCAGUUAUGGCGUUGCUUGCUCUGAGGUUGAGAUAGAUUGCCUGACAGGUGACCACAAGAAUAUUCGCACAGACAUUGUUAUGGAUGUUGGUACCAGCCUGAACCCAGCCAUAGAUAUAGGACAGAUAGAAGGAGCAUUUGUCCAAGGCCUUGGUCUCUUCACCAUGGAGGAGCUGCGCUAUUCUCCUGAAGGGAACUUGUACACUCGAGGGCCUGGCAUGUAUAAAAUCCCAGCAUUCGGAGACAUCCCAACAGAAUUCUACGUGUCUCUUCUCCGUGACUGUCCAAACAGCAAGGCGGUUUAUUCAUCCAAGGCUGUGGGAGAGCCACCUCUGUUCCUCUCUGCUUCAGUGUUUUAUGCCAUUAAAGAUGCCAUCUACUCAGCAAGGAAGGACUCUGGCCUUACUGAACCAUUCAGGCUGGACAGCCCUGCCACCCCAGAGAGGAUCCGCAAUGCCUGUGUGGACAUCUUCACUGAAAUGUGCCCUUCUGCUGAGCCAGGGACCUUUAAGCCAUGGUCUGUGCGUGUGUAAAAGAGAAGUUUUGAGAGCAAAUGCUCCUCAUGAAACUGAGCUUACACCAGAGGGACGACAAGGCAGUAGGACUAUAAUGGGGGGAGGGAGGGGAAAUCUGUCUUCAUGUGGCUCAUCCACUGAUUCAUGGAGCUUUCACAUUUAAUUGUCCAAUCAUUGUUUCCUCUAGGAGAGGGAUUUGCUGCCAGAUUAUAGCUGUGAUGUAAAUUCAAAUGAAGAAUAAGUGGAAGGUGAAGCUAUUCAGGUGUAAUUAAAAAAAAGUCUUUCAGGUUUCAUUGAAUAUUGCUGCAGCAAUAGGAGGCAUGCUUACUACCAGCCAUUGUAAAAUGGUAGAGUGGUUCAUUCUUUUUUUUUUCUACUCUGGAGAAAAGAUGGAUCACCUUGUGGUGCCACACCAAGACUAACUUAAAUGCAUUGAACCCAGACGAGCAGUCCUUCAGUGAAGAUGGGGGAAGGCAUGUGAGGGCCUGAAAGCUGGACCCUAUUGUGUCCCCUCUGUACACAAAGCCAGGUAUACACUUAGAGGAAGACGAGCAGGAGUUUUGUUGUUAGCUAACUAUGUAACAAAAGUGAUUCAGAGGAAAACCCUAAAAUGUGACCAAUAGCUGAUUUAUCCUAAGUUAAAUGAGGAUUGCUUUGUCUGCACUGGGGCUUCAAUGAAUUUUUAGUUCGCACACUACCUUGUUUUCUCUGAUUAAAGACAAAAACUAGAGAUAACAAGAGGACUUCCAGCACAAUGCUGAUUCAUUUUAAAUGCUCAGCCUUUCCCCCCUAUACAUCUUUCCUCCAUCUUUCAAAUAGGAAAGGACAACAGAGAAAUCACCUUGGAGUAACUGAGGAAGUUAGUCAUGUCAUCGUUUCUCCCAGAGCAAUUUACACCAGCCCAGACAAGGGACAGGAUAGACACAUCAGGGGAUGAGUUGGCUCUGGGUGCCCUCUAGGGUCAGCCCCUUGCUGUCAUGCUAUGGCUUUGCCUUCUUUUCAAGAAAACUCUAGUUUUGGUGAAUGUAAGAGAAUGGGUAUGCUUUGCAGCAGGGACUUAUCUGAAAAACGUGCUAACUAUGUGAUGGUCUCAUGCAUUCUGGGUUGAAUGCAUUUUUCAUGUUGUAUUUAAUGCUGGACAUCCAUUUUCACAGGUUUUCUCAGUCAGAUUUAACAUUGUAGAAUCAUGUGAGCUCUAGAUUAUGUCAGUCAUGUACUGUACCUGCUCAUAAUAUGCAAAAUUUUAUCCAUUUCUGUGGCCCACAGCUUUAUGAAAAUGUCCUUUUUCUAUUUUUGCACUCCUAGGGCCAUAAAAAAAUAUGGUGCAAGAGGAUGUAACUCCAUUGCCUGAUAUAAAAUUUUGCUCACACACAUCCUGCUUAAAACUGGCCUUAAUCUUAGGACUUAAACAUAUGCAGAGUUUGAAAAUUUUUUUUUAAGCACUCCAGGGCAUAUAGUUUUGAAUUGUGUAGAUUUAUUUCUCAACCUAAAAUAUUAUAGUUCUACCAUCUGGAAAAAGGUCAUUUGUAUAUGUGAGUUGCAGAAAGUAUUUUGUGCCUGCUGGGCUUGCUGUGUAAUUGCUUCAUUGAUUUAAAGAUGAUAUUGGUGUUUCUUAAGCUCCGAGGUACUGGACAAGAACACAUUUUUGUUUUCACCUGAAAGCUGGCAAUAUGUAAAAAAACAAACAAACAAACAACACACAAAAAAACCCCAAACCAAAACAACAACAAUAACAAAAAAACAAAACAACAACAAAAAAGAAAAAACCCCAAAAAAAACCUCUUAGAGAAGAAAACGUGAUCAUUUUGUUGUGCAAGAACAGCUAUGGUGCCUGUGUGCACCUUUUCUUGUACUUUCAGGAAGGGAUGCAAAAUACAAAGUCUGUAAGGUAGAUCGGUAUUGGCACCAUUUUUGCCACAUUCCACGUCAUGAGAUUACUGGACAUGCUCAUCUAGACCAGGCUAAGAAGAAGUACAGAGGAAACAUAGCGUGUAUUACUGCAAAAUAUGCAGAGCUCAGGCAAAGAGUGUGGUAUUGAGGAGCUUCCAUCAUUGUAUAAGGGGACAGCCACAAGGGUUCAGGAGAGGCUUGCUCCCUGUGAGGGUCCUGGGCUGGGACAGGAUGUCACUAGUGGUAUGAGCAAGUGUGUUUUUUCCCUUGUGGGUCUAGCAGCUCCUUUUGCAUAAUUUCAGAGUGGGUUUGCAGUGUCUCGCAUAACCACUGUGACUGCCUCGUCAAGUGAACUUUUAAAAAUCAGUUGCAUCAAGUCUCUUGUAUUUGCCUUGAGCAUUAAUUUGAUGUGUAUUUUCCACACUGUGUACAUGCAAUGGCCGGAGAGGGCUAGUUGAGUGCAGACCUUAACCUGUGGAGCCAUUUUUGCUGCAGUGUCAGUGAUCCACUGUUUCCCAGGUGCUAGUCCUUGUCCUCAAGCCAUCCCCAGCUCAGGGCCUACCCUUUCACAGUCACUGGCUGAUGGAAAGAGGAAACAUAUAUUUCUUUUGGGGUGCACUGGAAUUGAAUGUAGAUUACGCCAAACAUCUGAGGGGCCUGAGGGGGGAAAUAGUAUAAAAUCAAGGUUGUGAACUAAUUAUGUAAACAGGUUUUGAGGGUGUAGGGAAAAGAAACAGUUGGAGACUAACAGGAAUUUACAGAGAUCAAUGUAGUACCUGGCUGGGGUGUGAGAGGGACAGCAACCCUAAGGAACACAAACCCGAGAUUUUAAUUUCAUGUUUGAUAGUGUAACAUUUCAUACAAGGUUUUCCCAUGGAACAAAGUGCCACAUACCCUAGGGAAGGAGUAGGACCUGCUGUGGAGGGCUGGGAGGAAGAGAUGGUACUGAUACCGGAUAGCACAACUUAAAACAUGGUCUGUGCUACACAAACAGCUCCCUGUCUGAAACACCUUUCCUGUCACAAGUGCACAGCACUGUCCUCUCUAAGGUGUUGUGUCAGAUUUCUUCAUGCAUGUUUUGCUGCCAGGGAUUUCAGCUUGCAAUCACUGAAGGGAAAUCUACUUGAAAAGAUAAAAAUGUUCCUUUCCUAGUAUUUUCCGGUGAAAUACAGCAUGAAUGCAUGGCUCUAAUAUUACCUGUUACUGGAAAUUUGCCGCUUCUCUCCUUCCAGAACUGUAUCGUCAGAAGAGGAGCUGCACCGUCUUGUUAGACUGUGAAGUAUUACACACAAUAGUGGCACUUAAGUAAAAAUUGCUGUAGCUGCAUAGUUUGUGGGAGGGUGAAAGAAUACCAUCUCAUCUUAAAGCUAGUCUUAAAGCUUUUAAUCGCAUACCCCUCAAUGAGAGACAGAAGCAAAGUUUUCGCUAACUGUCUCAAGUCAGUUCUAAUCAACAGCUAUCACCAUUGUUCUUUAAUGAGCAUUGUCAAAUCAGUGUCUUUGUCACAUAAAUAUAUGCAGAAUCAUCUGUGAAUGUCACAACACUGCACAAUAAAGCUAAAAAGUACUCUGGGAAAUGGUA
Messenger RNA from Apus apus (common swift), 7698 nucleotides. RefSeq names its product xanthine dehydrogenase (gene XDH). The transcript is spliced from 37 exons. The record is from RefSeq and is a predicted model, not a curated record. Gene Ontology annotation, molecular function: molybdenum ion binding; xanthine dehydrogenase activity; molybdopterin cofactor binding. NCBI's taxonomy places the organism in Eukaryota, Metazoa, Chordata, Aves, Apodiformes, Apodidae. Bases 166 to 4245 code for a protein of 1359 amino acids.